This is a messenger RNA of Bufo gargarizans (Asiatic toad), 4515 nucleotides long. RefSeq names its product 3-hydroxy-3-methylglutaryl-coenzyme A reductase-like. Gene Ontology annotation, cellular component: peroxisomal membrane; endoplasmic reticulum membrane. Bases 122 to 2782 code for a protein of 886 amino acids. Lineage: Eukaryota; Metazoa; Chordata; Amphibia; Anura; Bufonidae. The record is from RefSeq and is a predicted model, not a curated record. The transcript is spliced from 20 exons. Gene Ontology annotation, biological process: coenzyme A metabolic process; sterol biosynthetic process; isoprenoid biosynthetic process. Gene Ontology annotation, molecular function: NADP binding; protein binding; hydroxymethylglutaryl-CoA reductase (NADPH) activity.
AAAGACGUGCAUCUUCUGAGAUUAGAUGCUGUGGUUGUAAGCAGUCUCUGGUUUCUCCCGUUCAUACAGGGCAUUUGAAAUAAUCCUCUCUUCUUUCCCUAGGUCACCAGUAGCCGUGAAGAUGUUGUCCAGAUUGUUUCGCAUGCAUGGCCAGUUUGUGGCUUCCCAUCCCUGGGAGGUCAUCGUGGGUACGGUGACCAUCACCACCUGCAUGAUGUCCAUGAACAUGUUCACAGGAAAUGAUAAGAUCUGCGGCUGGAACUAUGAGUGCCCCAAGUUUGAUGAAGAUGUACUAAGCAGCGACAUCAUCAUCUUAGGUGUGAAAGUACCCUUAACCAUCACACGGUGCAUUGCCAUCCUCUACAUCUACUUCCAGUUUCAGAAUCUCAGGCAGCUUGGAUCUAAAUACAUUUUAGGUAUUGCUGGCCUCUUCACCAUCUUUUCAAGCUUUGUCUUCAGCACAGUGGUCAUUCAUUUCCUGGAUAAAGAACUGACAGGCUUGAAUGAGGCUCUUCCUUUUUUCCUGCUGCUUAUUGACCUCUCAAAGGCCAGUGCAUUAGCUAGAUUUGCCCUUAGCUCCAACUCACAGGUCAACGUUCGAGACAACAUUGCUCGUGGCAUGGCCAUCCUGGGGCCUACAUUCACCCUGGAUGCGCUUGUUGAAUGUCUAGUGAUUGGAGUGGGAACAAUGUCAGGCGUUCGCCAGUUGGAGAUAAUGUGCUGUUUUGGCUGCAUGUCCAUCCUAGCAAACUAUUUUGCCUUCAUGACGUUUUUCCCAGCCUGCGUGUCAUUGGUGCUGGAGCUUUCCAGGGAAAGCAGGGAGGGGCGUCCAAUCUGGCAGCUUACUCAGUUUGGAAAUGUGUUGGAAGAGGAGGAAGACAACAAGCCAAACCCUGUCACACAGAGAGUGAAGAUGAUCAUGUCCCUAGGUCUGGUCCUUGUUCAUGCUCACAGUCGGUGGAUAAGUGAACCGUCCCCUCAGAACAGCACUGCCAUUUCAGAUCACAAGAUUACCAUUGACUAUUCAAUGCCAAAAAGGAUUGAGCCCAACAUGCCUCUCUGGCAAUUCUAUCUGUCUAGGAUGAUCACCAUGGACAUCGAACAGGUCAUAACACUGGGUCUUGCGCUUCUUCUGGCAGUCAAGUACAUAUUUUUUGAGCAGACCGAGUCUACCCUGUCCUUGAAGAACCCGAUCACCUCUCCAGUCACUGUGCAGAAGAAGCAGGUGGAGCAUUGCUGCAGAAUGGAAUCGGUGCCAGAAACAACCCCAAAAGAACGUAAAGUAGAAGAUGUUUCAUCAAAGGAAGAGAAAGAAGUGGUCAUAAAGCCAUUGCCACUUGAAAAUUCACCCAAAGCUAACUUUAUGCUGGAUGACUCCUCAUCGUCAGCUGAUUCAAGUGAAGAGGAGAAGGAAGGAAACUUUGAUAUACAAAAAGAGCCUCGACCCAUUGAUGAAUGUCUUCGUAUCCUGAAAAACCCAGUGCAAGGCGUCCAGUACUUGAGUGAUGCGGAAGUGAUGAAGCUGGUGAAUGCUAAAUACAUCCCAUCCUAUAAGCUGGAGUCCAUGAUGGAGUCACCGGAGAGAGGAGUUGCUAUUCGCAGGCAAAUGCUGGCUCCCAAGCUUCCUCAGUCAUCGGCCCUGUUGAACUUGCCUUACAAAAACUACGAUUACUCCUUGGUAAUGGGUGCAUGCUGUGAGAAUGUAAUUGGGUAUAUGCCAAUCCCUGUCGGUGUGGCAGGUCCUCUCCUCCUGAAUAAUAAGGAAUUUCAGGUUCCUAUGGCUACAACAGAAGGUUGCCUUGUGGCUAGCACCAACCGAGGCUGCAGAGCCAUAUUGCUGGGUGGAGGUGCCCACAGCCGUAUCCUUGCUGAUGGCAUGACUCGUGGACCAGUUGUCAGGUUGCCUUCUGCAUGCGAUGCUGCUGAAGUGAAGAACUGGCUUGACAGUCCUGAGGGUUUUAAAGUUAUAAAAGAUACCUUUGAUAGCACAAGCAGGUUUGCUCGUCUUGGGAGACUGCAGACCAGCGUCGCUGGACGAAAUCUUUAUAUUCGCUUCCAGUCCAAAACCGGAGAUGCUAUGGGGAUGAACAUGAUAUCAAAGGGCACUGAGAAGGCUCUUUCCAGAUUACAAGAAGAAUUUCCUGAGCUCCAUGUCCUUGCUGUUAGUGGUAACUACUGUACGGACAAGAAGCCAGCUGCAAUCAACUGGAUAGAGGGCAGAGGAAAAUCUGUUGUUUGUGAAGCUACUAUACCAGCAAAUGUGGUGCGAGAGCUACUGAAGACAUCUACAGCCGCCUUGGUUGAACUGAACAUCAACAAGAACUUGAUUGGCUCUGCAAUGGCUGGCAGUAUCGGAGGUUACAAUGCACAAGCGGCCAAUAUUGUGACUGCAAUUUACAUUGCCUGCGGACAGGAUGCCGCUCAAAAUGUUGGAAGCUCAAACUGCAUCACCCUGAUGGAGGCCACAGGUCCCACAAAUGAGGACUUGUACAUCAGCUGCACAAUGCCUUCUAUAGAGAUCGGAACUGUGGGCGGAGGGACCACCCUGGCCCCACAACAGGCUUGCCUACAAAUGCUAGGAGUCCAAGGAGCGAGCUCUGAAUACCCUGGCAAAAAUGCCUGUCAGCUUGCACAGAUUGUCUGUGGCACAGUAUUGGCAGGAGAGCUUUCCCUUAUGGCUGCCUUGGCAGCUGGACAUCUAGUCAAGAGCCACAUGGUCCACAACAGGUCCAAAAUUAACCUUCAAGACAUGCCAGGCACAUGCACGAAGAAAGCUGCAUGAUCCAUUACCUCCUGCAGCAAUUUCACUUGGAUCUUAGAUGGACCAUAGCGGGAAAUCUAAGGAAAAGAGCAGAAUAUUUAACGAAAACGUUCUAUGGCGUAAAGGUGCUUUGUCACCAGUGGGAAAAGAAAGAUGUGCAGGCAACAUGAGAAGAAGACUUGAGGCAGCCUCACCCUGUGUUACAUGAAGCUCUACGUGCCUCAUGUCCUGCUUUGUUAAGUCUUAAAGGGUCCAGUGAUCACUGUUGGCGAUGUGUUUGCUGCUGAGGCAAAAGCCAAAUCAAUGGAGAGCUUGGAUCUCAUCUUGUUUGUUUUUUUACACUGCUCACAAUGAACCUUUCUUUAAAGGGGUAUUCAGCGUGGUCAUUUAUAGCAUAUCCACACAUCUGCCAUACAUUUCUGAUAGAUGUGGGUCCUGCCAUGUCUCCAUGUCCUGACUGCUGUGGACAGAGAGGUGGCGGCACAUCCUUGGCGCUCUGCAGUCUUUUCUAUGCGAGUUCCAAGUACAGCCAAGCAAGUGUGUGGUGACAUUUAUUCUGUGCAUAUGCCAUAAAUGUCACAGAUAAGAAUACCUCAUUAACUUUGAAUGUUUCUUAUUUAUGUAAUCAAAAUGCUGUUUGUAAUAUACCUUUGUUUUAGUUGAAAAAAAUAAUAAUUUAUUUGUUAUUGGUCUAGCUUCAGUUCCAGCUUUAUGGGAUUAUGAUGAGCCUGAUUUCAGAAAGGAAGAUUAAAUGUACACAAAAUUUCCCCCAUCCCUGUAGGAAAGCAUGCUGGCAGUAGAGAGGCACAGAUCAUGUAACGCUAGGUCUCUGAUCUGUCUCCAGCUGUGGUGGCAGGGCAUGCUGGGAGUUGUGAUCCCACUUUAGCUGAAGUACAUGGGUUGGAGAGCAAUGAUAUACACUAAUAAAAAUACAACGGGUCCCUAUGACUGCAUGUACUUGCAAAGCCAUUUUUCUUUACAAUCGAAAUAAGCACAGACGUUACUUCCAGCCAUACAUAUGCUGUUCGACAGAUCGUCAGCGGUGUUUAAGUUGUGAGUUUUCUUAUAAAAAAUCUUUUACUACCCAGGCCUAUUUUUUUAUUCCUCCUAAUUUGUUCCUGCAGGUGCUACUGAAAAAAAUAAAACACACCCAAAAUAUAGAAUUUCACCCACAUGAGUACUGAAUGUGACUUCUCUGGUAUUGGCAGCCAACAUUUUCUUGGUGGUCUGUCGCUACCUCAGUUAGAAUAGUUGUGACCAUCUCCUGCCAUACCAGGUGCAAUGUCGCAGCCUGUGUCAUACUCCGAUUCCAGAUUUGGCCGUGGUAGAAAUGAGCACAGUUUUAUACAGCUUUCUAAAAACUGUUAAGUUAAUAUUUAAUUUUAAUUUAAUUUUGUACCUUUUUUUUAUUUAUUUAAUCAUUUUUAUUUUCCUGUUUGUACCUCAUUACUUGUGUGUACAGUAGUUGGCAUCUACAUCAGAGGCAUCUAUUGGUUUUGUGGUGUAUAAAUGACCUGAAAACAAUGUGCUGACUACUGUAGCCGGUGCCUGUGUCCUCUUCUCAUGUUGGUGAAGAGGUGACAUCUUUACGAAUAAAGCAUCUGUUUCCGUUUUAAUAAUCCUCUUGUAUUUCUUGUAUUGUCUUGGAUCUUAUCUUGUAUUUCUUGGAACAUGAACUGAAAGGUCAGAAUUAUCUUGUAUAUAAAAUCGUAAGCUAUCUUUAAGAUACUGGAAUAAAUGUAACUAUUUUUCUA